This is a messenger RNA of Eubalaena glacialis (North Atlantic right whale), 1321 nucleotides long. It is a transcript of the gene FGF11, whose product is annotated as fibroblast growth factor 11. Gene Ontology annotation, biological process: positive regulation of cell population proliferation; regulation of cell migration; positive regulation of protein phosphorylation. Gene Ontology annotation, cellular component: cytoplasm. The transcript is spliced from 5 exons. Lineage: Eukaryota; Metazoa; Chordata; Mammalia; Artiodactyla; Balaenidae. Gene Ontology annotation, molecular function: fibroblast growth factor receptor binding; growth factor activity. The record is from RefSeq and is a predicted model, not a curated record. The coding region runs from base 199 to 984 and encodes 261 amino acids.
AGCUAGCACGAGGCCCAAGGGUGGGAGCUGGUGCCUGGGGUGGGGGUCGUCUAGGGCUUAUCCUCAGGUCCCGUGGGUGAGGCGGCGAGUCGGACCGGAGAGUCAAGACCAUGUCCUGGUGAGCUAGCGGGCUUCUCUGGGGGGGCCCAGCGCGCUCCGGGAGCCUGCCGGUUUUGGGGUGUCUCCUCCCGGGGCGCCAUGGCGGCACUGGCCAGCAGCCUGAUCCGGCAGAAGCGGGAGGUCCGCGAGCCCGGGGGCAGCCGGCCCGUGUCAGCGCAGCGGCGCGUGUGUCCCCGCGGCACCAAGUCCCUUUGCCAGAAGCAGCUCCUCAUCCUGCUGUCCAAGGUGCGACUGUGCGGGGGGCGGCCCGCGGGGCCGGACCGCUGCCCGGAGCCUCAGCUCAAAGGCAUCGUCACCAAACUGUUCUGCUGCCAGGGUUUCUACCUCCAGGCGAAUCCCGACGGGAGCAUCCAGGGCACCCCAGAGGACACCAGCUCUCUCACCCACUUCAACCUGAUCCCUGUGGGGCUCCGUGUAAUCACCAUCCAGAGUGCCAAGCUGGGUCACUACAUGGCCAUGAACGCUGAGGGGCUGCUCUACAGCUCGCCACAUUUCACAGCUGAGUGUCGCUUUAAGGAGUGCGUCUUUGAGAAUUACUAUGUCCUGUACGCCUCUGCUCUCUAUCGCCAGCAUCGUUCUGGCCGGUCCUGGUACCUGGGCCUGGACAAGGAGGGCCGAGUCAUGAAGGGAAAUCGAGUCAAGAAGACCAAGGCAGCCGCCCACUUUGUGCCCAAGCUCCUGGAGGUGGCUGUGUACCGGGAGCCUUCUCUCCACAGUGUCCCUGAGACCUCCCCUUCCAGGCCCCCUGCCCCCUGCCAUGCAGUCCCCAGACUGGAGGCUCCCUGCCCUCGCCACCACCACAGCCUGUCUCCCAGCCCUGCUUCUGGCCCUGCUCUCACCCCUGCUGCCACGCUCAUGCCCUGAGCAGCCAGGUCCCACCAGGUGCUCUACCCAGAGGGAGCCUAGGGGCCGGCCGUGACUUCCGGGGCUGCUGAGACCCUUAGAUCCUUGGGCCCGGGAAAGGGGUCAGAGAGGGGGAUGUCUGAAAAUGGUCCUGGCUGAUCACUUCUUUCCUUCCACACUCACACCCUCCAAAGCCUUUCCCCGAGAUGGUGCGGGGGGUUCCAAAACUGACAAAACCAGGGCAUAAAUCUUCCGCACCCCGGGCUCAGCCAGUUCCUGGAGCCCUUUGCCCUUUUCAUGGCCACCAAGCCAUAGAUUUAUAGGUCCACUGGAGCUCAGGAUUAGUUUCCUUCUUUCC